AUGUCUUAUUUUAUAAAUGAGCGACUAAUUUCCAAAAAAACUGAUUUCAAAAGUGCUCAAGUUGCCAGAGCUGCGGAAAUUAAAAAGCAAAUUGCUGAUAAACAAAAUGCACUGCGUUCAAAGCAAAAUAUCAUUGAUUUAGGAAGCCCGUCCUCAAGUUCCAAAAAUCAAAAUGACCAAUUACCGUCAAAAAAAACCUCGGAAAUUAAAAAGCAAAUUGCUGAUAAACAAGACGAAUUGCGUUCAAAACCAAAAAAUAUUGAUUCAGGAAACCCGUCCUCAAGUUCCGAAAAUCAAAAUGACCAAUUACCGUCAAGAAAAACCUCUGUUGAAAAAUCAAAGAUUGAUCAUAGCUCGUCCAUACCACAAACAAUCAAGGAACCAGUUCUCAUGUCUCCAUUAAUGGAUGUGAGUGACUUUAUUCCUCAAGAAACUAAUUUUUCUAUUGGAAACGAAAUUCUGACAGCGGACGCAAAUGUAGUUUGCAAUAAUUUAUCUUGCAAUUUACGAAUUUUUAAUAACGAACAAACAGUUAACAAUGUAACUAAGCUUUUGGAGCAACAGUUGAGAAUAGUAGAAGAACAACGCAUUGAGAUACAACAUUUAAAUGAAAAUAUCAAAGAGUUAAAUGAGAAAUUGCAGCAAAAAGGCGACGAAUUUCAAGCAACGUUGCUCAAGGACAAUAACUCUACCACUCUCCGUUCUCCAUAUCCUCCUUCUGGAUUUUUGCGAGCGUCAGAUGAUCACAUCCAUCUUGGUAAAGGAAUUUGGCUGCCAAAAGUAAAGUACAAUGAAGCUUGUAACGCAGACUCACCCUCUCUUUUUGUAAAAAUGAUGUGUGACAUGCUAUUCACACCUGAAGAACUUAAAGAAUCUACACUCACAGGAAAACCUAGUAACAGGCAAAAAAAAUCUCCGAGGAAUCCAAAAAAAUUGGAUGCAACUAAAGUUUUAAGCAUCAAAGAAAUAACAAGACACUGGUUGGAAACUUGUGUGCAUUAUUCUGAUAAACUUGUGGACAUAGAAGUGGAAAGUGUAAAAAAAUACAUUGGUGCAAAAAUUGCAGAUUUGAAUCGACCUUUGAUUCCAAAACAAAAGUCAAAGAAAAAAAAGAGUAAUAAUCAUGUUGAUCAUGAAGAAUCAUCUGAUAUUCUAAAAGAAGAAAUCAUAGAUUUAGACUCGGAUUUGGAUAAUCUUCCAUCAAGCGAAAGUGAUGACAAGGAGGAGACAGACAAUGAGAUGGAAGAUGAGCUAGACAUUGAGAAUCCUGGUGCAUCCAAAAUGGCAAACUUCGACGAGAAAUUAGGAUACAUUGGAGAUUUAGCAAAAGAUUCUUAAACAUGUUUUCUCGUAAACACUUUAUAAAGCUUUUA
This is a messenger RNA of Leptopilina heterotoma, 1373 nucleotides long. RefSeq lists its product as uncharacterized. The transcript is spliced from 6 exons. The record is from RefSeq and is a predicted model, not a curated record. Bases 1 to 1338 code for a protein of 445 amino acids. Gene Ontology annotation, molecular function: DNA binding. Lineage: Eukaryota; Metazoa; Arthropoda; Insecta; Hymenoptera; Figitidae. Gene Ontology annotation, biological process: negative regulation of DNA-templated transcription.